AUGCAGGGGGGCCCCGCUGCUUCCAUGGGGCAGCAGAUCAGCGACCUAAGCGCCGCGACGCAGACCAGUUUCGCGGGGCAGUUCAGCAUCCUCACGGACGCGGUCAACAAACGCAGAGAGGCCGACUCAGCGGCAUACUGCCGCGAUGCAUGCCCAGCUGGAACGGAGCACCCGGCGCACUUUGCCAGUUUCAAGGGCCAGGUCAUGACGGCGGUGAUGCUGAACACCGUGACGCAGCGCGCCCUGAGCAAGACCUGGGGCCCCAUCACUGGGCUGUUCGCCAAUAGUCCUCACUACGUUCCAGGUUCAAAGCCCAUCAUCAAUGGAUACAAAGGCUCCGUCCACUGGACCAACGGUACUGACGCGUGGCCGCUUGUUUCGUUCAAUGAGGUCAACCAUGCACCGGGCACCUUCGAUGUCGACCAGUCCACGUGCGAGUACUUCCAGGUAGACGCGAAGAAGUUAGAGGCCAUCAUGACGGACGUCAGCCAGAGAGCGCUCUACAUCAAGGAAAAGACCACCGUCACGCUCAUCGGCAUCCCGCUCUGGGUUGCCAAGCACGUCAAGUCCGAGGCUAAACAGACCAUAGCCAUCCCACGCCUCGCCGGCUCCCAGGCCCGUCGGCGCAUAGAGCUCGCUGGAGCGGCCACCAAGGCAGAGAAGACCGCCUGCGUGCUGGAGCUCGCCAGUGCAGAUCGGUCUGUCGGCAUGCUCACGGCGGGGCGGCGCGGCGACGUCGGCACCGACGAAGCUGUCGACGAGUACGUUUCAGGAUGCGAGGACAGCUCGCAGGAGGACGAGGCCCUGGGGGACGAGCCCGCGGCCGAGUCGCCGGACGCGGAGAGGCUGGACGGCGAGAUCGCCGAGGGCGAGAUCGCGGAGCUGGUGGCGGGCGCCGGGCUGGAGGAGGACGACGAGGAAGCUGAUCUCAAGGACGACUCGUGGCGCCAGUACUUGCAGGACGCCGACGACGGCGAGAGCGAGGAGGACCAGGGGACGGGUCUCGCGGACGAGGAUUCGGGCGAGGACUCCGACGCAGAGCUCGGGGCGGAUCACGCGAGCAGGCACAAGACCGAUAUGGAGGCGCUGCUGAGGCAGCAGCAUGCCCGCAACAAGCUGGGGCAAGCCCCGGGCUCCGCUCAGGAGGAGGCCGCCCAGGAGGCUCCUGGAGCCGCCGGCGAGGACCCCGGCGCCCUCGAGGGUUGGGAGCUUGCUCGUGGUAAAGCUACCCGUCGGGCCCGAUGA
Molecule: messenger RNA, 1245 nt
Organism: Prorocentrum cordatum
Lineage: Eukaryota; Dinophyceae; Prorocentrales; Prorocentraceae
Source: the annotation of a GenBank genome assembly